AUGGACAUUCCAAAGAAGGCUUGUGAUCGCCGGAUCAAUGAAUUUGUUAAACGUGCAAGAGCUGCCAAGAUUCAUGCCUACAUAAUUAGCCAUCUCAAAAAGGAAAUGUUGUCUUUUAUGGGCAAAUCCAAAACUCAGAAGCGACUUAUAAAUAAUCUUGAAGAUGUAUUUGCAAAGAAAAAUUUGGGUAACAGGUCCAGCGCGAACAUCAUCUACCAACUAGUGACUGACUUCCCGAGUGUGGAGAACUUUAUGGAAGUUCUGAGUCGUUAUAACAUUGAGGAGUUUGAGAAAUUGAAACUUAAAAUGAUUCAGGCUGUUGAUGACAUGCUUGGACAUGACAUCCCUGCAGUUUUUAAAAAAUAUUAG
Molecule: messenger RNA, 369 nt
Organism: Fraxinus pennsylvanica
Lineage: Eukaryota; Viridiplantae; Streptophyta; Magnoliopsida; Lamiales; Oleaceae
Source: the annotation of a GenBank genome assembly